AUAGAAAAGAAAAGAAAGAAAAACCCAAAAAGAGGAAAAAUUUCAGUCUUCUAAGAAAGAAAGUUUCUCAUCGUGUUCCUCUAGUUGACGACAAAUCACUUCCAUAGAGAUAGAUAGAGAUUCUUUCUCUCCAAACUCCUUCAUCUGCUUUUACAGCAAUUCGAGGUUGCUUUUGCUCUUCUGGGCUCUCUGCAAUUUCUGAGCUCAACCUCAACCAAAAGAGAUUGCGAGGGUGUUUUCUGUUUAGUUGGAAAUGGUGGCUAUUCAAUUGGAAACAUGUUGUGAGUGUUAGUAGUCAUGUUAAAAAGAAUAGUUUAUGAGGAUUCCUGAAUAAAUUUGGGUGUGUAACAAUGCUUUUGUUGUUUAUAGAAGUCGGUAACUGUGAGAAAGUGGUCUCGUAUUCUUGUUAUUGUGGUUGAUUUGUUUAAGAAAGUGAAGAGAAGAAGAGAACCAUAUUGGAUGGGUAAUAAACUCGGAAAAAGGAGACAGGUGAUUGAUGAGAAGUAUACAAGGCCUCAGGGUCUAUACCACCAUAAAGAUGUGGAUCAUAAGAAACUCAGGAAGCUCAUACUUGAAUCUAAGCUUGCUCCAUGCUAUCCUGGACUUGAAGACUGCAUUCGGGAUCUUGAAGAAUGCCCAAUUUGCUUUCUGUUUUAUCCAAGUCUCAACAGAUCAAGAUGUUGCAUGAAAGGCAUUUGUACAGAGUGUUUUUUGCAGAUGAAAGUGCCCAAUUCAACUCGUCCUACGCAGUGCCCUUUCUGCAAAACCACCAAUUAUGCUGUGGAGUUUCGGGGUGUAAAAUCUAAGGAGGAGAAGGGCCAGGAACAAAUUGAAGAACAACGAGUCAUUGAAGCAAAAAUUAGAAUGCGACAGCAAGAACUUCAGGAUGAAGAGGAAAGAAUGCAAAAUAGACAACUAAAUUCUUCUAGCAGAAACAUGGCACCAAUCGGGGAUGAAUACAGCUCUGUUACUGUUCCAUCUUCCACUUAUCCUGCAGAAGGAGAGGAAGUCAUUUCUUCUCAGGAUUCAUGUGCUACAGUGUUUAGACCAACUCCACCUCCGGGAGCAUACAGGGAGGAUGAACUUGAUCUGGAUCUUGACGAUAUAAUGCUCAUGGAAGCAAUUUGGCUUUCUAUUCAGGAGAAUGAGAGACAUAAGGCUCCAGCUUUUGUUGAUGCUGCUCGAUCUGAACAGUUUGUCACAAGACAAAGCUAUGACUCAUCAGCCAUUAUACCUUCAGUUUCCGGGUCAUCAUCAUCCCCAUCUGGGGGUCUUGCUUGUGCAAUAGCUGCCCUUGCGGAACGGCAACAAACGAGUGGGGAAUCCUCCGUUGAUCCUGGUGGCAAUAAUGUAUCGACUUUUAAUAUGGUUCCAGGCACUAGCAGGUUUUACAACAGGGUGGAUGGAGAAUCUGAGAAUUAUCAGCCUGCAGUUAGUCUUUCUGAAUUGUCAAUCGAUCACGGGACGUCAUCGACUCAAGAUGAGAGAGAAUGGAAUGGUGAGACAACGCGGUCAAGUUAUGCAAGCUCUGACACAACCGAAGAUGCUGGCACUACUUCUGCAUUACCGACCUCAGAUGAGAUUGAGGGUGACCUUCAAAAUGCCCCAGGCCACAUCGUUCCUGAGAGUUUUGAGGAGCAGAUGAUGCUGGCCAUGGCCGUUUCUCUGGCUGAGGCGAGAGCUGUGACUAGUGGACCUGGAGUUUCGUGGCAGUAGGUAGUUUAAGUUGUGCUAUACUGGGCGCAGCAGUUUGCUAGCUGAAUCUCGAGCAAGCAAAUGUGCAAGCAUCUGCCAGUAACUAGUUGAACGAUCAAGGUAGUGAUGAUUCUCUGUCACUUUGUCAGUGCCAAGCUGCCUAUCUAUAGAUGUCAAAGGAAAACUGAUUAUUUCAGUGAAUGAAAGGCCUCUAGUUUUGCAGUUUCUUAAUCAUUUCUUCACUUUCACCCCUCUAUCCUUAAUGGUUCACAGCUUGAUUGGUGAGUCGCAAGGCUUGAUAUCGUAUUUGAUUAGUGUAUGCCUCAUAUUUCUCAUGUCAACAAUGAAAUGCAGUCGUCCCAUGAUAUUACAGUAAAUAGUGUUUCAGUCUCUUA
Rosa rugosa (rugosa rose) is the source of this 2090-nucleotide messenger RNA. Its product is annotated as E3 ubiquitin-protein ligase DA2L-like. Lineage: Eukaryota; Viridiplantae; Streptophyta; Magnoliopsida; Rosales; Rosaceae. The record is from RefSeq and is a predicted model, not a curated record. Gene Ontology annotation, cellular component: cytoplasm. The transcript has 9 exons. Bases 460 to 1716 code for a protein of 418 amino acids.